Messenger RNA from Malus domestica (apple), 1332 nucleotides. Its product is annotated as plant cysteine oxidase 4-like. NCBI's taxonomy places the organism in Eukaryota, Viridiplantae, Streptophyta, Magnoliopsida, Rosales, Rosaceae. Gene Ontology annotation, molecular function: oxidoreductase activity, acting on single donors with incorporation of molecular oxygen, incorporation of two atoms of oxygen. The record is from RefSeq and is a predicted model, not a curated record.
GGAGCGAUCCCUCCCCCCUCCCCCUACUCUCUCUCUGUCAUCGUCUACCUUUAACUCUUUUCACAAUUUCUCUGUCCCACUUCAGGUACCGUACCUUCAAUCCAUCUCUCUCUCUCUCCUCCCUUUUAGAUCUCAGUUAUGGCUUUUCCGGGUUGGAUCCAACGUGUUCAUAGAUAGGAUUAGCUGAGACGGAAUCGAAUUGCUGCCAUGGAGUUUCAUUAUUGUUUCUUGGGUUGCAAAAUGAGAAGUUUUGAUACGCUGAAUUAAAGGCAAUAAGGUUUUUCCAAACUGGGAUUUGGAUUGGCAUUGCAAUCAAUAAAUUUCUUUGCGAAGGCGUUAUCAGCUUACUGAUUUUGGGGCUCUAAUCCGUUCAGUUAAGUUGGUACCGUCUUUGCAUCAUGCCAUAUUAUAUUCAGAGACUCUAUAAUGUAUGCAAAUCUUCAUAUACGCCGACCGGACCUUUGUCAGAAGAAGCCCUGGAAAGAGUUCGUGUCAAACUAGAGAAAAUUAAGCCUGCAGAUGUAGGUCUCGAACAGGAGGCACAAGUGGUGCGUAAUUGGUCAGGUGCUAUGCCUGAGCAUAAUGGGAUUCAGCAGUCACUUCCACCAAUCAAAUACUUGCAUUUACAUGAGUGUGGUAGCUUUUCUAUAGGAAUUUUUUGCAUGCCGCCUUCCUCUAUCAUACCUCUUCAUAAUCAUCCUGGAAUGACUGUGUUGAGCAAGCUUCUAUAUGGUACAUUACGUGUUAAUUCAUAUGACUGGGUUGAUUUUCCUGGCCCUGCCGAUCCAUCAGAAGCGAGACCUGCAAAGCUGGUCAAAGACACUGACAUGACCGCGCCCUGUCCACCAACAGUUCUUUACCCCACAACUGGAGGCAAUAUCCAUAGCUUUAGAGCUAUAACUCCCUGCGCCAUCUUUGACAUCCUAGCUCCGCCUUACUCUUCUGAAGAAGGACGACACUGCAGUUAUUACCGGAAGUCCUCAAGAAGAGAUCUGCCUGCUGAUCUUGAGCUCGAUGGAGUUAUAGAGCCUCAAGUGACUUGGCUAGAAGAGUUUCAACCUCCCGAAAACUUUGUGAUUCGCAGAGGGCUGUACAAGGGCCCCGUUAUUAGAACUUGAGAAUUCUUGUUACAUUUCUAGCUGAAUUUGCUUUUUUCAAGAUAGGAAACAUUGAGGGGAACAACAGUGGCAAUAAUUUUGGGUUAUGUAAGUUGCGCAUUUGACUUGUACAUAAUAACUACGCCGUUGUAGUCAGAUUUACUGACUUUGCAUUGAACUAGGAGAGUAGUCGAUGAAAGUUGUCAAAAAAUGAAAUCAUGGACAUUCACAUUCC